Molecule: messenger RNA, 1104 nt
Organism: Phytophthora sojae
Lineage: Eukaryota; Oomycota; Peronosporomycetes; Peronosporales; Peronosporaceae
Exons: 2
Coding region: 1-1104 (367 amino acids)
Biological process (GO): lipid metabolic process
Source: RefSeq, a predicted model, not a curated record
AUGCUGCGCCACCGCGGAGCGCUGGUGCUGCCGCUGCGGCCGCUGCUGGCGCGCCGCGCGACAUCCGACACCCCCCGCCGCCUGGACCUGGACGAUCUGCUGGGGCAGCGGCUGCGCGAGACGGCGCGCGAGCUGUCGGUGGAGGUGCUGCCGGCGCUCAAGGUGCUGGCUGAGAGCCUGGGGCUGCUGCGCCAGAGCCCCGCGCUGCGCAGCUGGAGCGCCUCCGACUGGCUCGUGGGACUGUCCGUGCUGGCCCAGUACAAGACGCGCCAGCGCGCGGGCGGGCUGCAUGACGAGGCGCACAAGAAGCCGCUCGUGAUGGACCAGAAAUUGCUGUCCAAGCUGCUGCGCUACGUGCGCGUGUGCGACGCCGUGUACGCGUCGACGGUGGCCGGCUUCUGCGAGGAGGCCGGCGUGCCCCGAGAGCGCGUGCUGCGCGCGCACCCGGGCGGAGUGGUGUCGCCCAAGUGCGUCAUCGUGGCCGACCACGAGCACCGGGAGCUGGUGCUGGCGGUGCGCGGCACGGCGUCGCUGCUGGACUUCUGCACGGACCUGUGUCUGCAGAACGAGCCGUUCCUAGCCGGCCAGGGCCACCGCGGCAUGGUGCACGCGGCCACGUGGCUGGUGCGCCACCUCCGCAACGAUCUGCAGGAGCUCUCUCAGCAGUACCCGGACUACCGCGUCGUGGCGACGGGCCACAGUCUGGGCGCGGCCGUGGCGGCGCUCAGCGCCAUGCAGCUGCGGGACGAGUUCCCGAGCAUCCACUGCUACGCGUUCGGCACGCCCGCCUGCGUCACGCGGGAGUUGGCGACGGAGAGCUACGACCUCGUCACGACGGUCGUGAAUGGCUACGACUGCGUGCCGCGCUUGCACCAGCACUCGCUGCUGGAUCUGCAGGAGGAGAUCCAGCGCUUCGACUGGCGGGCAGCGCUGCGGCAAAUGGUGCAGGAGGAGAUUCGCAAGCAGAAACUGGCGAUCGAGAAGCAGCAACGCGCCAAGUUGGAGGAGCUACAGGCGGCACUGAGGAAACUGGAUCGCCUCCAGAUCAAGCAGAGGACGAGCGAAGCAACGGCGAAGCUGGAUGAAGUCAAAAGGGUGCGGUGA